Bicyclus anynana (squinting bush brown) is the source of this 2656-nucleotide messenger RNA. Its product is annotated as myoneurin. Bases 317 to 2485 code for a protein of 722 amino acids. Gene Ontology annotation, cellular component: nucleus. The record is from RefSeq and is a predicted model, not a curated record. Gene Ontology annotation, molecular function: DNA-binding transcription factor activity, RNA polymerase II-specific; zinc ion binding; RNA polymerase II transcription regulatory region sequence-specific DNA binding. Gene Ontology annotation, biological process: regulation of transcription by RNA polymerase II. Lineage: Eukaryota; Metazoa; Arthropoda; Insecta; Lepidoptera; Nymphalidae. The transcript has 11 exons.
GACUAACAUAGAUCGCGUUAUUUUAGUAGGCCUUGAUGUCAGCUAUUACCUUAUAAAGUAUGUCUUAAUAUUUAUGGAACAAUUUUUUUAUAUAAAGUAUGUCUUAAUAUUUAUGGGACAAGUUUACAUCCACUCCACCUUUGACCUGUUACCUAUGACACAGACGACAAAUGAAGAUACAAUACAUGUCAAUACAUGUAUUCUGUGAAUUUCUGUGACACUCUGUGAUUAAUUUAUACUUUGCGCUAGGAUUUGCCAAAUUUAUUAAAUUUAAAUUGUAUUUGCGUGAUAAACAAACUAUUUGGAACUAUCAACAAUGCCUGUUUCAUGUACUAUUGUAGGAUGUGGUGCACGAAAAAGUGAUAAUUUCAAAAAUCUUACAUUCCACCGAUUUCCAAGAAAUGAGAUUAAAAAAAAGAAGUGGCUAAAUAUAAUUGGAAGAGAGAACAUCAAGCGCAAUACGAAUCGUGCUCUCAUUUGCUCUCUUCAUUUUGAAGAAAAGGAUUUUAAUAAAACAUUAAAUGUUGUAAGACUGAGAGACGAUGUGCUGCCUUCUCUGUUAUUGCCAUCAAGCAAACCAGGGAGCAGAAACUCUCUGUUAAAACAAAUUGUUUUAUUGGAGAGUCAACAAAAGUCUACCAGUUGUGCAGCUGCGUCUGGUUUGUUCUGCAUGAUAUGCCUCGACACAGAAUGUAAACUGUAUAAACUGGACAAAUAUAACUUACAUACAGAUUUCAAAAUCUUGACUGGAAUUGAGCUCAAAGAUGAGGUGAGAUUUGUGCCACAAUUAUGCACAGAAUGUGCACAGAGGCUUACAAACUGUGCCAAAUUCAGAGACAAGAGCUUGAGGGCUUACCACUUGCUGGCACAGUUGGGAGAGAGGAGUGAAAUGCUAACAUUGCAGCAAAUAAAGACAAUCAACCGAAAACAUAAUGGGCUUAUGUCAAACAUCACGAAGAGAACUUUUGAUCCCAAUCAUUAUGAUCUUUGUGUGAUAGAAAACAAUGACCAUGUGCAAGAGAUAGACAUAAAAACUGAAGAUAAUGAAACAAAUAAUAUUUUAAAUGAUCUAGAUGAUCCAUUAACAGUGUUCGCUAAUGAUUUUACUAUUAAAACGGAAUUAAAUGAUGGGCUUAUUUUCGAAAAUGAUGAUAAUAUAGAUUUACUUGAUGAUUGUGGUACUUAUGUAACUGAGGACAAUGACAUAUUACUAGAUUUUGAUCAUCAAUAUCUAAAUUAUGAGAUCAAAUUAAAAAAAAGUGUUUUAAAUGAUGAAAACACAUUAACACAACUUUCUGAAGCUGUUAAAAAUGAAACUGAACUAAAUGAUGAUGAACUGCCUUAUGAUGAACUACCUUAUGAUGAUGGCAUGUAUGUAUUUGAUGAUUGUGAUAAUUAUGUUAAUUUUGUCAAAAGUAACGCCGAUAUGGAUAAUUCUAGAAGUAAAGUUUUAAGAACUGAAGUUAAUAAAAAUGUAGUUAAUAAUAAUAAAGUCAGUUUAAGCAAUUUAACACUAGUUGUAAACAGAGAUAAGAGUAACAUAAUAGAUGGAAGUAAUAAAAAUGAAAUUAUAUUUAAAAAUGGAUCACAAUUGAAUAGACAUCCAACAGUCAAUUCAUACAAAAUCAAUAAUCAAAUUAGAACAAAAAAAGCAUUUAAUAAUAAUGUAGACAAUACCAAAAAUCUAAGAAACGCUGUAAAAGAUAGAACUGAAAGUAUUAAAUCAAAAAAAUGGAAUUGCAGUAAAAAUAAAACAAUUAAAAAAUAUUUUGCAAAUGAUGCUGGUUUGAAAGAUGUUAGAACAGAUAGUAUAGAACCAAAAAAUCGGAAUUGCAGUAAAAAGAUAAAAGAUUUUGCAAAUUAUGCUAAUUUCAAAGAUAUUACAAAAUUAAUAAAAGAGAGAUUAGAGCGUCCUGCAAAGCAAACAGCACCAUUAUGUAAUUUGAAAAUGUUCGAAGUGACUGAGAUGAGUAAGGAGGAGCAGUUAGAAGAGAUUCAGAGAAGGAAAGAUACUAAGAAGUAUAGGAUAUGUCAGUACAAAUGUACUAUUUGUUACAAAGGCUUCGUGGACAGUGAAACUUUCAACAUACACAUGGACAAGCAUUCCGAUAAAUUUGGAAAAUUGGAAUGCAGCAUAUGUCGCAUACGUACGAUGGACAAAAACACUUUGGGCAAACAUAUGUAUUCGAAUCAUAGAUUCAGGUACAAAUGCUUGAAGUGCUCUUUCGUCACCAACCAAAAGAACACAGCUCUGACCCACGAGCUUUGGCACGAUGGCAAGCAGUACAAAUGUCCACAUUGCGGGAAAAUCUUCCAAAAGCUGACGACUUUUAAGAACCACGUACGCGUAAAGCACCCUUCAGACCACGUGUGCCACCAGUGCGGGUUCUCAUUUGUCGGUGAGCGCGGCCUGUCCCUUCACAUGAGCAGGAUGCACCGCGCGGCCGAUACUGAGGUCAGUACUUUGAGAACCACGAACGCAUAAAGCACCCUUCAGACCACGUGUGCCACCAGUGCGGGUUCUCAUUUGUCGGUGAGCGCGGCCUGUCCCUUCACAUGAGCAGGAUGCACCGCGCGGCCGAUACUGAGGUCAGUACUUUGAGAACCACGAACGCAUAAAGCACCCUUCAGACCACGUGUGCCACCAGUGCGGGUU